AUGGGCACUCGAUUCAAAGGUGAUACCAAGGAUCCUGCAAUCAAUGUGACUGCCUGGUGUCUUUUGGUUGUGAUGAUUCUAAGCGUGUGCACCCGACUGGGCACCAAAUAUCGACUAAUUCAUGGCCUUGAUAUCGAUGACUUUCUCAUUGUAACUUCACUGUCGCUCGCAGCCGGCCAGACCAUUGUUGUAUCUUUGGCGGUGGGAUCAGGCUAUGGCAGCCAUUCAGGAGAGAUAUCCAGUCUUGAGGCAGUCCGAGUCAUGAAAAGCUUGUAUGCUGCAUUCCUUCUCUAUACGGCAAGCCUUUUUCUUUCCAAGAUGUCUUUUGUCAUCUUCAUCCGGCAGUUCACGCUAGGGGCUAAGGGCAAACGGUUGUCCCGAUGCAUCGAAAUGGCUCUAUAUGUCUGGGCUUUGACUCUUGCCUGGCGGUAUUUUGUGGUGAUAUCAAAUGUUGCGACCGAGGCACUCUUGAUUUCGCAAAUAAUUCCACUGGUCCUGACACUGCAGAUCAUCAAAUAUCGCCUUAUCGUGGCAAGUAUUUUCCUACCACGUCUCCUUGUGAUGACUGUAUCGAUAUGCGAGCUUUCUUUCCUCAAGAAAGCCACGCAGACACCUGAUCCCGCAUACGACACGUGCGACAUCACCAUCUUCGAACUGGCGAUCCAAUGCCUGGGUAUAGUGGCCGCGUGUUGGCCACAGCUGCAGCUUUUCUUUCCUGGGUGCAAUAUAGUGGCCUCAUAA
Messenger RNA from Penicillium angulare, 741 nucleotides. RefSeq lists its product as uncharacterized. The coding region runs from base 1 to 741 and encodes 246 amino acids. The record is from RefSeq and is a predicted model, not a curated record. Lineage: Eukaryota; Fungi; Ascomycota; Eurotiomycetes; Eurotiales; Aspergillaceae. The transcript has 5 exons.